UUCAUUACCGUGCAGACCCGUGUGAGAAAUGACUUUAAGGAAAACGGUGUGUGCGUCCCUCUUCGCUCGUGCAUGGAGCAAAUCGGCGAUCGAACUCAGAAGUGCCUUAUGUUUGCUCAGAUGUAAGCGGCGUGGUUCGUUAAUAGCCCGUUUAAUUAGAUACAAGCUUGCAGCUGAGUCACUGGCAAUGGUUAGCGUUUUCUUCGCGAACAUACUAGUUUCACCUCCGAAUUCUUCCAGGGCUGCACGAAUUGCAGCGAGCUCGGCGCGUGUAAUAGUGUUAGUGCAGCCAAAUCCAUUUGGGUUUACGUAGACAACACGGUCUUUAUGCCAAGCACAAGCCCCAGCCACUUGUAGUUCUCUACCGUUUUCAGUAGUUAUCUUGGAUACCGAGCCAUCGGUCCAUACAAUUUCCUCGGGGUUGUGGGCCAGAGGCAGUGUACGUUGGAAUUGUGUCCGAUUCAACCUCGGUGUCGCUGGGGCUUCGUCAGGCGUGACCAUAGUAGCAAUGUUCUGGGGCACGUCAGUGCCGAGUCCAGGCUCCAUCCCAGCUGUGCCUGGGGAGUCAAGUUCUCCGUUCGUCCAGGUGGCGAGUCGGCGGCAGAGCGGGCUGCGCACAACGGCUCGGACGGUUGCCGAGGGGAGGGACGUCUGGUGCUGUGGUGCCGUCUUAUGAUCAGUUUGCCCCGGGUCGCGCCGAUAUCUGUGCAGCAGGGCAGCCACCGCCUCCUCGAAGGCCUUGGUCCGGUUGUUGUUGGUCCGGUUGAAGCUUUCCCAGAGCGUUUGAAGGCGUGCGUAGGUGAGCAUGCCAAGCCAGCGUCCGCUGGGUUCAUAGACAUGGGCCUCUCGGGGGAGGGCCCGGCCUGCUGUGGGGGUAGUGAUGGCGUAGCUGCCUGGGGGGGAAACGUCGUGGUAGGGAUCGCUGGGGACGGUAGAGAUGAUGGUUGCUGCGCGGGUCACCCGUGCACGCGCUGCUUGAUCAUCCGGGUCGUCAUCGUGUCGGCCCUGACGUUGCCGCAUUGUCAGGUUGCGAUCCUUUGGAGGCCGUGUGGGGCGGGCGGGUGCAUCAGGUCCCGCAGCAAGUCGAUUGGUGUAUUCUGAGAUCAGCUCCUCCCACUCCAGGUCAUGCUUAAGGUCACGCUCACGCUCAUUGCUGUUUGCCCACGUAACUUGGCGCAGGAGACGAGUCGACCUCGAUGAAAAGAGGGCCGCACGUGGGGCAUGUGUUGUCUCGAGUGGCCCGGGCGCAGGUGCGGUGGGCGGCGCGUAUGCGGGUAGGAUGCUGGCGGGUUGAGCCGCUGUUGCUGUGUCUGCGGCUGUCGUGCCGGCCCCGUCCGGGUGGGGCUGCGUCGCGCGUGGGCGAGCCUGCAGUGGGUGCUUGUAGCAGCGCACGUCUGUGACCGUGGCGUAGCCCAUGCGUGAGAAGGCGGUGACUAGGCCAGUUUGUUGGUUUGUGCGGUACAGGAUGGCCGCCAGCUCCUGGCCAUCAUUAUCCAGGUCGUAGGUAAGCUGCGCAUCUCCGUUGGUGCAGUCAUCAGUAGGAGGGUGGACCAGGUCCUUGACUACACGUUCCCGGGCUAGUUUCCAGAGUGUUUGCUUGCCCCGCCGGUGAGACAGCCUGAGUGGUGAGGCUUGCUGUCUACCGUCCGCUUCCAUCAGGUCGUGCUGACUAUCGUCCACUUCCAUUUGGUCGUGCUCAGGUGCUGCGGCGUCGACAUCCAUUGGGUCCUCAGCGGCGGCCGCGGCUGGCUGCCCUUGGUGGAGAAGGUAGGUUUGCACGGCGCCAGUAGACGGCGUGGUCGCAUUCGCAGUGAGCAGAGUGGUUAUUGUGGGGGCCAGGGGCCGUUGCGUGCGGGUAACCGGGGUUCGGUUGUUGAAUGAAGGGGGGUCCCUUGGGCGGGGCUUGCAGAGGUGGUUGUGCCUGCUCAUGUCUUUUGCCAGGGCCGUGAACACUGAAUGUGCCGUUUCGUACCCACGUGUGCCAACGGCCAGGCUUUCGUCUCCAUUUGUGAGGCGCAUAGCCGUGCUGAUUGCGGCUUUAUCACCGGUUGGCUUCGGGUUGGGUGACGGGAGCUGCGGUAUCCGCGGCUGGGGCAGGAGUUGGGGCCAUCUGCCCCAAGGCAGUUGGCGUGUAUUGCAAGGGCGGGUUGUGAUAGAGUGGGCUGGCUUCUUCGAUGUCCAUUUGGGUUGUUGUGUUUGGGGCUGGGGUGAGGGGCUGUGGGGCGGGGCCUCCCGUCAUGAGUGCGGUGAGGGGUGGUGCCAUGCCUGGGGGUCGAGGGUCGUUCCGUGCGGAGAGGGCCUGGAGUUCUUCCAGGGGUGGGAUCACACGCUGGGUAGGCGGAAGCGGGUUCAGGCUCCCGUGUUUUUCCGGUGGUAUUUGGUCUCCGUCCAAUCCCGCCGUGGCAACCAGGGCCAGACUCAGCCUGUUGAGCGCAACCUUGUGUUUGUGGCGGACCCUGCUUGCCCCCAGGAGUUUCUCGAGCUCCCGGGUGCUAAUCAGAUGGCGGCUCGUAUUGCGGUCGACCAAGUGGCUGAAUUCGAGCUGGAGUUCCGCUAGCGGGAUCACGUGUUCGACAGGGAGGGGUGCUGCCGCACGCGCUGCAGCUGCGGCGUCCAAAGCCUCGACAAUUGACCAGGUAGGUGGUGUGCGAGGCUCGUACCCGCCAGGCUAUGCUGCCGUGGCAGGAGGGCACGGGUAACCACGCCCAGUCGGCCUGUGUCAUUUAGAGCAAGGACAAGCGCGCGGUUGGCCACACGCGCGUACUGGGGUAAGAGUGAGCCCAGUCCUAGGCCAUAUUCUUCGAUUGGGAGAAGGGUGGUACGGGUAGGGAAGCUGCGUGGCAGCCCGUAGCACCGUUUUGCGUAACCGGCCAGUGCAGCGUCAAAGUUUGCGAUGUCCUGUUUCGUGUAUGGCAUCGCAGCGAAUGCAUAGGCGAUUGAGGUGUGGACGCAUUGCUGCAGCAUGCGUAGGCGUUGUGCCGGCGUGGCCAGUGACGUGGCUAUGGCCGUGCCCUUUUCUUUCACAGUUUCCGUGACGCGGGAGACUUGCGCCUUCCAGUCUAGUGAGAAGGUCUUCCAGCGUUGUGGUCAGGGCCGCCAAGUCGUCAGCGUACGCGGCGGCGCUGCAGUGGUACCGUGCAUUGUCUUCCGGGCUGAGGCAUCCAUAGCGGUAGCCCCGCCCACCUGCGUGGAGCCACCGCACAAGCGGUUCCAUGAACAAGAUAAACAGUACAGGUGACAGGGUGUCGCCUUGCACCGUGCCACGUUCUAUUGGGAUGGCAGAUGUGCAUCCAAGUUCAGUACGAAUGCGGGUGGUGGCGUGCGCGUAUAGGUUGCGGACUGCGCGUAUCAGGUCGUCGGGCAGGCCCAGAUCGAACAUAAUCUGGAGUAGCCUGUCCUGAUCGAUUGUGUUAAACGCAGAGCUGUAGUCAACAUAUACUGCGUAUACGUCUUUCCCAU
Chlamydomonas reinhardtii is the source of this 3459-nucleotide messenger RNA. RefSeq lists its product as uncharacterized. Bases 509 to 676 code for a protein of 55 amino acids. The transcript is spliced from 7 exons. The record is from RefSeq and is a predicted model, not a curated record. NCBI's taxonomy places the organism in Eukaryota, Viridiplantae, Chlorophyta, Chlorophyceae, Chlamydomonadales, Chlamydomonadaceae.